AUUACCAGUAGUUGCCGCUAUGGUUCUAUGUUUAAGUAGUCUGAAACCAUCAAAUGUAGCAGACAGCUUUGUGAAGCAAUGAGGGUUAUAACGAUGAUACGUUCUAUAACUUUCAAUCAGAAUUUACAGCAAGGACUGCUGUCCCUUGCUCGUAAUAAUGGAGCUAUGCUGUCAUGUCCUGUUGUUACAGAAAAUUUGGCUAAACAAAUGAGUACUGCAGUUCAAAAAUCUGAUCCAUCAUUACCACAAAAACCAAAGAAAGAACCAUACAGUCCUUUCCAGAAUACCAGUAAUGGAGUUGAAUAUGCUUUAGCCCGAGUAGAUGAUCUCUUAAAUUGGGCUCGUAAGAAUUCAAUCUGGCCAAUGACAUUUGGUUUAGCAUGUUGUGCCGUAGAAAUGAUGCACAUUGCCGCACCUCGUUAUGAUAUGGACAGAUAUGGUGUUGUCUUCAGAGCAUCACCUAGACAAUCAGAUGUUGUAAUAGUUGCUGGUACGCUGACCAAUAAAAUGGCCCCUGCACUAAGAAAAAUCUAUGAUCAAAUGCCAGAACCAAGAUGGGUUAUUUCAAUGGGUAGUUGUGCGAAUGGUGGUGGAUAUUAUCAUUAUAGUUAUUCUGUAGUCAGAGGAUGCGAUAGAAUUAUUCCUGUUGAUAUAUAUGUACCUGGUUGUCCUCCUACUGCUGAAGCAUUGUUAUAUGGAAUUUUGCAACUACAGAAAAAAAUUAAGAGAAUGAAGGUUACACAAAAUUGGUACAGAAAGUAGUGUACACAAUAUAAUGCAACACUGUAGUAAUAAAUAUAUAAGUUAUUAAAAAUUAUAGACUAUAUAGACAAUUAAUAAGUUAAAACUUGCAGUAAAUUUCUAAAUUUUACUAUAACUAUAUUUUAGCUUCUUUAUCUUAAGUGUAACAAAAAUAUCUAUAUAUCUAAUAAAAAAGAAAAUACAAAGAU
Polistes canadensis is the source of this 950-nucleotide messenger RNA. RefSeq names its product NADH-quinone oxidoreductase subunit B-like. Lineage: Eukaryota; Metazoa; Arthropoda; Insecta; Hymenoptera; Vespidae. The transcript is spliced from 3 exons. Gene Ontology annotation, biological process: electron transport coupled proton transport; mitochondrial respiratory chain complex I assembly; aerobic respiration. The coding region runs from base 79 to 762 and encodes 227 amino acids. The record is from RefSeq and is a predicted model, not a curated record. Gene Ontology annotation, molecular function: NADH dehydrogenase (ubiquinone) activity; quinone binding; 4 iron, 4 sulfur cluster binding.